This is a messenger RNA of Pomacea canaliculata, 2055 nucleotides long. RefSeq lists its product as uncharacterized. NCBI's taxonomy places the organism in Eukaryota, Metazoa, Mollusca, Gastropoda, Architaenioglossa, Ampullariidae. Gene Ontology annotation, molecular function: actin binding. The record is from RefSeq and is a predicted model, not a curated record. The transcript has 2 exons. Bases 360 to 800 code for a protein of 146 amino acids.
UUAUUGCCUUGAACCACAUUUUAGAUAGUUAAAAAGGACACUUGUCGCCCUCAUGGUUGCAUGGAAACAACUAUCGCAGAAAGCAUCUAGGUGAAGGUGUUUAGCUCGUCAGACCUUUCUAAAAAUAGUGUUUGCUAACAGCGUUAUCUAACUGGUCUCAAUGAUCACAUGAUCGGAACAUGCUCAGUCCUUGCUCAACCUUUUCAAAUAGUCGCACUUUACAAAGUCCGGCGGCUGAGACGAUUGUUCGUGUACACUGGGACGACUACUACUGGCUCCUACAACACCUACAGCUAUCUUACCUGGAAGCAAUAGCUCCUGUCUGUUCCACAAUUUGAAGGGGCAAUUCUUGAAUCGCAAUGCUUCAUUGGGAGGACGUGCUGAAGAAGCUUCUACGCCGUGGGAAGGUGUAUGCCGCGGCCGUGCUGGACCACGAUGGGCGACCCCUCCUCACCAUGCCCGAACUGGUCAUCAAGCCCGAAGAGGGUGAAGGCCUCGUUAGAGCAGUCACCUGCAACUACCGCUUCGCCUUCAAGCUUCUCUUCAACGGCACCCUCUUCACGUGCUUCCACAAGGACAAGAACAUCAUCGUGGGCCUCGCCGAUGAGACGGUGUUGGUGGGGAAAGAGGUGAACGGUGCCUUCAUCGUCGGUCUGGCCCUGUCCGACUCUCCUGGGUCAUGCAUCUUUGAGGUCACAGAGGUCGCAAAGACUGUACGGAAGAGGGUGUUCAAGGCAGCUGCCCACGUGGCUUCUGCCACAGCGCCGGCCCCCGGGAUGAACUCGAAGGCGCAUGACUGAGAUCCUGCUUUUGGAACUGUGUGUCGGAAUAUUGCAAAUCAUCAAUGUGAUAUGCAGACAUUUUUCAGGGUAAAGUUUUGACCUUAUGUGGUGCUAUAUCUGGUAUUUUACGUUGCCAUGACAGCGAGACGGUGUUACUAGUCGACACUCCAUAGCUUAUUAGUUGAUGUACUGUUUUGCUUACCAUAUACAGGAACAAAGUGUGCUGAAAGGAAAUAAAUUAGGAAAUGCAAGCUUGAUCGACCGCGUGUUACGUCAAGCAGCUAUAACGAUUCUUUUAACGGCAACAUGAUUGUUUAAAGUCAUAUACAUGUAAUUUGAAAAAAAAAAUCGACAGAUCUUCGGUAGUAAAUGACACGUAAAUUAGAAAAGAAAAAAGAAACCCAACGUUGUUUCAGGGUUCAAACUUUUUCCUCUUCGUAUCUAAGGCGGUACAUAAGACACCAUUUAGAUACCUCCAUUUUUGUAUAUUACCAGCAAGUUUAGCCAUGCUGUUGUAGGAUAGUUUCUGGUCUUUAAUUCUGUUCUACCACUGCCACUACCACUACCACUACUACUAAGUAUUAUUUCAAGUUUUUCCCAUAAACGAGCAAGCGUUCCAAAUGGCUAUUUGUGUCUGAUGAGUAUGUUGCACCUUUAAUUGAUAACGGCAUUGAGUCCUGCUAUCUAGAUAAAUACAUGUCAAGGACUUGGAGUGUGCUGCACAUGGUAAAAUAUCAGUCAAGUGGUGUAUGAAAUGAAAAAGUUGGGUAUGAGGCAACCCAUGCCACACAACGCAGGUCGAGUAUCUUGUUUUAAAUCCAGAUCUGAGGCAAUGUCUCAUGUUGGUCUUGCCAAUGUGUACAAUAUCAGCAUGACAGAACUCUAAAGGUUAAUUUUCAAAAUGUAAACUAACAUUUAAUCUUCGAGUUUUACAUAUAAAGUAAUGUAAACACUGGUGAUAAAUUCUAGUGUUGGAGUACACAAGUGUUCGUGAAGUAAGGCAGAAGAGAGAAAGAGAAUGUGUAUGAAGGAGUGGGAGAGAGAGGAAGGUAGGUGUGUGUGUGUAUUCCUUCUCUUUGCAUCGGGAUCAAACACCAAAAUUUGAACAAGGAGAGUGUCACUUUUGGCAAGUGAUAUUUCACCAGGGUAAUCAUUUGAACACCGGAUGCCGCUAUUUUCUAUUUUUUUUUAAAAUCUAGUUUUUAUUUUUUAAAACUGUUGGGUGAUGUUCUGAAAAUAAAGCUUAUUCUAUGAAGGCAAAAGUGUCGAUCAU